CUGUUGCUCUGCUCGCCACCUCGCUCUGCUGCGGAAGUCUCUUCAACACUCGCCAGAAUAAAAGCCGUGCCGUUUAGUGGCACUUUUUUACUCCAGCCUUCAUGCCUUCUCUUCCUUUUGUUCUUGUUCUUUUUGCAAGCGUGCUGCUGGAGUCCUGGAGCGGAAGAUUCUAGUUUGACUUUGACGUCUAAGUUUGGAAGCGGAUGAGUUUGGGGAAAGACUUUUGAUUCCUCACGUCUCCGUCUGCACCAUGACCACGCCGACCCAGGACAGAACUCAAUUGUGCUGUGACGUCUCCAACGGCUUUAAAGCAAAGAUCUUCCGUUUGUGAGGCGUGAGCGACUGAAUGGAAAAGUGCCGAGACGGAUCCGACGCGAGCGCGAGCCCGUCCAAACUAAGCUAGAGAAGGCUUGGCGAGGAAUAAAGGAGCAGGUAUCUGUCUGACUGCUGGACAGGCAAGUGAGCGCCAUCUUGUGAAUGUGGUGGUGAGAUGAACUCCAGUGGGAACACUGUAGACCCCACCUGACAGCUGAAAACAAAACACGGAGUCAGGAAGUCUCUUGUCCCUUUCUAGGUGUCGCUGCUCAGAUAUCACAUAUCGUGUAGGAAAGCGGAAGGUGGAAAGAGUUCGGUGUGCGGACACCAGCAAACCCGUACGUGGUCCUCCCACGUAUCCCAGCAUUCCUGUGGUGACGUUCCACCCAGACUUCAGCCUGGCCGGCACAACCAUCCCAGCCAAGGGGGAGGAGGACUUCCUCACGCUGGCCGCCUCCCGGCUAAGCCGCAAGAAGCGCGUGAUCGGAGCUGGAGUGGGCGUGGCCAUGGUCCUGGUCCUUCUGGUGGCCAUCCCCCUGUUGGUGCACUCCACCAAAGGAGGUGGGUCCGGGGGAGGGGGCACGCAUUACGAGAUGCUGGGGAGUUGCAAGAUGGUGUGCGACACUUUCACCCCCCCUCAAGGAGAGCUGACGGGCGCCUCCCCUCAGCCCCCAGACUUGGCCAACCGUCGGGGCAAACAGGGUUUCAGAGGAAGCCCGGGACUCCCUGGUCCCCCGGGUCCUAAGGGCCCCCCUGGAGAGCCGGGGAAGCCCGGUCCGCCCGGUCCCCCGGGUCCCGGACCCGGCGGGUACGGCCCCUCCUUGUACACGCCCAAGAUCGCCUUCUACGCUGGCCUGCGGAAGCAACACGAAGGCAGCGAAGUGCUGAAGUUUGAUGACGUGGUGACCAACGUGGGGAACUACUAUGAGCCCAGCACGGGCAAGUUCACCUGCCCCCUGCCUGGCAUCUACUACUUCACCUACCACGUCCUCAUGAGGGGAGGGGACGGCACCAGCAUGUGGGCCGACCUCAAGAAGAACGGGCAGGUAAGGGCCAGCGCCAUCGCCCAAGAUGCGGACCAGAAUUACGACUACGCCUCCAACAGUGUCAUCCUGCACCUGGACGUGGGGGACGAGGUGUGCGUGCAACUGGACGGGGGCAAAGUUCACGGCGGGAACACCAACAAAUACAGCACCUUCUCCGGCUUCCUCAUCUACCCCGACUGAAACGCUACUCGUAUUCCUGCACUUUAUCUCUUCCAUCAUUCCAUCGUGUCGCUGAAGAGAAUUUCUGUCCAAAUGAAUCUAUGACAUCAUCACUUAACAUUUACCUCAGACACGCGCGCUCGGUUAGUCGUAAUUCUGUGCCAUUAACAACGUGUGCAAGCUCGCAUUUAAUGCCUCUUUUUCACACACGCACACACACACACACACACACACACACACACACACACACACACACAGUGCAAGAAUGAACGGACGACAAGCUAUCCAUCCAAAAUGAAGAGACGUGAUAAGUGGAUGUACGCCAUCAAUGCAGCCUCUGGCCUCCCAGUGAACGUACGGUGCGUCAUCAAUAUGUCGAUAGCGGCUGAUAACGCCUGCAACUCCAUCGCAAAGAAAAAAAUGUCUAGGUGUUGAUGGUCUACGUCCACAUGCAAACACAUGUUCGUCCUCCUGCUGCCGCAUGUUUGACCUGCACAGCUGGAGAUGAUGAUGGGAAUGCUUCAGUUGUUCAUUUUAACUGUACACUUUACACACGUCUGAAAAGGAGUUGGAAGAAGCGGAUGUUAUUUAAGACUACCCCUUCUACAUGUCUCAGUUACUGAUACAUACAGUAUGUACAUACUGUGUAUAUAUACUGUACAUAUACAAUAUACUGUAUAUAUACACGCCUCAUCAAAACGUUAAGAGCAGUUGGAAAAUGAGAAGAAUGUACAUUUUGCGCUGUUGGAUCUUAAGGAGCUUCUUAGUUGAGCUCCAAAAUGCAAAAAGAAGAAAUGAAUUCACAAACUAGAAAAGCAGAGAGAGCAGACCUCCGCCAAGUGCCAUAGUAGUCCCCCCCCCCACCCCGCCCCAUAUUGCGAUUCACACCAAAAUAAGAAUCCUACAUUUUUUUUGAUAUUUUGUACAACCUGUUUUUUGUGAAGUUAUCAGCACAAAUGCCGAAAAUGCUCCUAUCUCGCAAUGUUAAAGAAUCCUUUUAAAAAAUUCCUGGAUCCAGACGGUGAUCCGGAUCAAACCCAAAAUUGAAUCGGUUCUUCCAUAUCCCGUUUCUGACAAUUCCUGAAAGCAGCAUCCAAAUCCAUUCAGCACUUUUCAGGUUAUUUGGAAGACAAAGAGACAAACAGAUAAACGCCGGCAAAAACAUAACCUCAGCGCUUGCGCUUGGCGGAGGUAAUUAACAAUGAAUAAUUCUUUUCAUGAAUAAAUCAUGCUGUUUUGUGGCUGAAUGUGGCCUGUUAUUGGUUUAAAAAGUAGAUAUUUAAGCAAAUUGUACCUUUUUAUUGCCUAAAUGAAACCUUGUCAAGCAUAAAAAUGAAGUCAAAUACAAACAUUCAGGCAUUCAGAAGACUCAUGCAAAAAGGUUGUGAAGAUAUUUAGUAUAGCACACUGGCCACUAGGUGUCAGUAAUGUUACUGUCAUGUUGGCUGAGACACACAAGCACCAGACCUGAUGGCUUUUAUUGCACUUUGAAUGAUCCCACAGCAGCCACAAUAAUCCCUAACGCGGGAUACUGUUCCACCCGUAACACACGCCAAGAUAAAACUCAAGUCUGAGCCUGCGAUGUCACUUCCUGUCUGCCCCCCCGCAGCUCUUCUCGCACCGGAACACAUUUACAGCAACACACAUGAGCACAAGUCUUAUUUAUGGGCUACUAUAUUGGGUAAUAGGAGUGUAAAGGUGACUAUAGGGGUGUUAUUUCAUGUCUAGAGGGCUCUAAUCAUGUUCAAAAGUGUAUUUAAAAGGUGGUAAACAGUUUUCUACACUAUUUAAACAGCAAAAUAAUCCAUUUCUGAAUAAGGAAUCCUACCUGGUGGAAGUUGAUUCAUGCGGAUGGGCUGUGGAAGCAAUAAGCUGCCAUGAAUGAGGGAUCGGUGUGGUGUGUUGUAUAGUUUAGUAUAGUUUCUCCACCGCAGCCAGCCACUGCUGAUGCUUGACGGACUAAGAUGCUGACCCACGAUGGAGGAUAAAUGAAUGUACACCGUGCAUGUGACCAAGCCUUCUUUCUUCCUAGCAACAGUUGUGCUAAAGAGUCAAAGGAGUGUUGAAUGUAGCUGUCGUACUGUCGUUUUAAGCCCACUUUGUCUUAUUUGUGCUCAGUUGGGUGUGGUAGCGGCCAUCUUGCUAUCACAAUAAAGGCAUGUGUGUUUGAUUGAUUUUGCUGGUGAAUGUCCAUCUGUGAAGGUGUUUUCCAGCUCUUACUAGCAUAUCCACACGGCUUUUCUGUGCCUUACAUUUCAUAUUCCAUGCAUGGGAGCGUCUGACUUCUCAAAUCCAGGCUGCGCUGCGUGUUGGACGAGCUGAUCCGCGUGACACAAGCGGCAAUCUGACAGGGAUUUUCCGGGGUGCAUCCGUGCCGACGCUGUUUGUCACGGCGGGAAACAGCAGACGCUAAACGGGGCCUGUCAGUCUUUCAGUGUAUCAUAUCAUGUCUGCACAUACGAAGAACCAGCUCGCCAUUUUCUACACUUGCAGCAGGAAGUAUGUAGCCACGUGAUGAUAUUGAUCAGAGUGGAAUGUGAAUGUGAUGCUUCCAUUGUUGUCUCUGUGCUCUGCAAGCUGCUGCCUCGUGUGUGUUUGUAACAACACUUCAUCAAACACAAUAAAAAUAUACAACUCCUGCUUUCCUCGUCAAGUCAAGCAACAGCUGCAGCUUCACGGCUGGUGAGGCACUGACUCCUUUCAGGUAUUUUUAUGUUUAUACGAGGGCUGUCAAAUGCGACAGUAACUCAUUCAUGUCACCCUAGACACUCGUGUCGUUAACACAUACUGUAGGCCUGUCACGAUAAUCGACACAUCCAUUAAUCGAACAAUACGGAAAAAACAGAUGGAUAAUUAUGACGCCCUCUCAUGACAAUAAUUAAUGAAAAAAAUGGUCUAAAAAAUAUCGCCGAAAAUAUCGCCGAUAAUAUCGAUUAUCGGUGAUAAUUUGUGGCCCAAUUCUAGUCCAACAAAAUGUUGAGAGACCUACAUGCGCAUCAUGUCAAGCCACACCUCUCUGUUAUGACAGCAGACGAAGGCACGAUAGCGCCCAAUAGCGUCUUAUAACAUCCACCAAGACUGAGCGACGUAAAAACUUACGCCAUGCACGUAGCACAGACGUAAAUGUAAAUACAUAAAUAAAUAGAAAACACGUAAAAUGCAGUGACAUUUCAGUGUAAACAAGCAGUAGCAGAGUGCAACGAUGGAUUCAUCUAGAGCAGAGGUGUCCAAACUUUUUUCAGCCACAUACUGAAAAAUGAAAGGGCGCAAGGGUCACUUUGAUAUUUUGUAAAGCAUCACAUGUACUUGCAGAUAUGCUAGGAAGCUACAGCAGAUGUCGCUCAAGAAAAAACUGCAUUUCACCUUUGGAAUAUAAGUGAAAUGCUACUAAAAAUGCUGUUUUUUCCAUAAUAAUACGAGUUUACGCUUGUAAAAUUGGGGACUUUUGUCCUUCAUUCGAUUAUGGCUUUUUUUCUUAAUAUUUGGACUUUAUUCCCAUAAAGUUACAGCUUUUUUUCCCAUUUCUCAUGUUUUUUU
Molecule: messenger RNA, 5057 nt
Organism: Dunckerocampus dactyliophorus (ringed pipefish)
Lineage: Eukaryota; Metazoa; Chordata; Actinopteri; Syngnathiformes; Syngnathidae
Gene: c1ql4b
Product: complement component 1, q subcomponent-like 4b
Exons: 3
Coding region: 822-1541 (239 amino acids)
Molecular function (GO): protein binding
Source: RefSeq, a predicted model, not a curated record